AUGGAGAUACAACCUUUCAUACAGGCCUCGAAUUUAGACACAAAAUCUCUAAUAACUGGAGGAAUUUUCAUCGCCUUUACAACCAUUUUAGGAGUAAUAGCCUUGUUAUAAACAUAUUGUGAACACAGACAUUACAAUCUAUUGAGGGAAGCUUCGGUUGCCAUCCUAAUAGGAUUGCUAAUUGGAGUCAUUACUGAAUUUUAAGUAUUAUAGAAUGUUAACUAUGAUAAUUCAUCUGAAAUUUUCUUUUUUGUUUUGCUUCCCAUCAUAGUUUUUAAGGAAGGCUACAAUUUAAAUAAGCAACACUUUAUGAAGAACUUCUUCUAUGUGGUCUUGUAUGGUAUUUUUGGAACUAUAUUCAAUUUCAUCGUUUUGGCAGCACUCAAUUACUCAAUAACCAACACAACCAUUUUUUGGAUACCGCCAUCAAAAGAUAGUUAAAAUAACACCCCUAUCAAUUCUAGGUAUGCAUCCACAUUUUACUCAGCCUGCAUCUCCUCUAAAGAUAGUGCUGUAUCUUUAAGCGUGUUAGAAUUUGAACAUGCACCCAAGUUACACAGUAUAAUAUUCGGUGAGCAAAUCUUAAACGACGUCGUGGUGUUUGCAAUAAGUAAGACCGUGGAAAAGUUUCAUGAUUAAAGUGAAUCAAAGAGUGAUUGGGAAUGGUAUAGUGUAUUCAUUUUUAUUGGCUGGAUUCUCGCAAACUUACUUGUAGGUUUAAUCGUAGGAGUCUUGGUCGGCAGUAUGGCUACUUGGAUAACAAAGGAAUCUCGAUUUCUAUCUGAGCAUUCCUCUGUAGCUACUGCCUUUACUAUUUACAUAGCUUAUUUCGCAUUUUGUGUUUGUGAAGCAAUAGGAUUUUGUGGAGUUUUAGCCGUUUUAUUGUGUGGUAUUAUGCUAUCACAUUAUUAAACCUACAAUUUACCUAAAAUUUCAGCGACUUCUUCUAAGAUUACAAUCAAAGCACUAGCUUAUAUUAGUGAAACUAUUAUCUACUUUUAUAUUGGAUAUAUGGUGACUGAAAAUGCUAUAGUUAAAGACUAAUAAGAUAGUAAUCUAAAAUCUCAAGUUUAUACUUUUCUUCUUAUUCAAUACUUUGUUUUCUCUCCUGUAGCCAAAUUAUCAUCCAUGCUUUUAGCUCAUGGUUUUGCGAUAAUGUAAAUAGAUCAUCAUAUUCAUAGUAUACGCAUGAAAACCAAAGGACCAUGGAGAAUAAAUAAGUAUGAGUUCUUCCUCCUUUUUUAUUCUGGCCUAAUUAAAGGAGUCGUUGCUUAUGCUUUAAUGUGUGAAUAGGAUGUAGGAGGGAAAGAUUAUUAUAAAAUUAUCUAAACUACUUCUUUGUACAUGGUGGUGUUUACUACUUUAAUUAAUGGUGGGACAUUGAAAUAUGUAUGUGAAUGGGCGUAUAGACGAAUGGAAAAAGAGAAUUCGACUGCUUAGACAAGGACUUAAUCAUCUCAAUCAUACGCAAUUAGACAGACUUUUAUACAGGAAGAUUUAGCUGCCUAUAAAAAACUUAAAAAUAAAAGUGAGAAAUUCUUCAAGGGCUUUGAUGAGAAAUAUAUCAAGCCAUUUCUAAUCUAUAAAUACAAUUAAAGAAAGGAUGAUAUCCGUCUAGCCAAGAAAUUGCAAAAAAAUAAGUCCAAGUAUGAAAAGGAACAGGACUUUAAGAUGUAUGAUGAUAGCAUUAGACAAUAGAGAGAAGAAUUAGAAUUACAUAAGUAAAAACGAAAUGAAUUAACAUAAAUUGAUUAUAGUAAUUCUGAUUCAGAUGAUGAAUAGAACAAUCAUCAAAAUGGUAAUUAACAUACUACCUUCCAAGGCGAACUUUAAGAAGUCAAAAAUAGUAAGUAACAAAAUGGUGAUCGUAACCAUGAUUGA
This is a messenger RNA of Paramecium tetraurelia, 1881 nucleotides long. RefSeq lists its product as uncharacterized. The transcript has 2 exons. Gene Ontology annotation, biological process: proton transmembrane transport; regulation of pH; sodium ion transport. The record is from RefSeq and is a predicted model, not a curated record. Gene Ontology annotation, cellular component: membrane. Gene Ontology annotation, molecular function: sodium:proton antiporter activity. NCBI's taxonomy places the organism in Eukaryota, Ciliophora, Oligohymenophorea, Peniculida, Parameciidae.